GUCGGAAGUCAGCCAAAACCGUUAAAAACACCAAAACCCCUUUGAUCUAAAAAGGCUGAAGACGUCGAGGCUGCUCUCAAAGUCCUCCAGAAAUGCGUCAGCUACGCAGUUUGGUCUCAUCUUGCUUCGCGCAAGACGUCACAGCGCCGGACCCUCCAGGAACCAUAUAAGAAACCGGUGAGACAGAGUCGCAGCUCGCAGCCCCCAGGGACGACGAGGCAAGAGAGCUAGGAAGCAGGCGGAGGGAGGAAGAGGAGGAGGAGGAGAAGGAGGAGGCGGGUGAGGAGCUCCUUCUACCGCGCGGACGCACGGGAGGAGGGUGGGGCCUGACAAGGGUCCCACAAGCGACGCAACGGAUCUCCAGACGUGUAGGAGAAACACGGCUGGCAGAAGCAGAUGAAACUUCCAUCGCUGCAGUCCACAACGAUGCACCGGUGCCCAAGAUCACGCAGUCUCUGUGGAUCUACUUUGAACCUGCGGGCACACCUCCCUUGUGGAUGCUUUCAAAGGAGGAUCAACUGCCAGCUGCAUCAGAGAAUGGCCUCAAGCAGUUCAAUGUUGCAACUACCCGAAAUGGAAACGAGAUGCAUCAAUGCUAUACUACAUACAGCUAUUCGCAUAUGAGCGUAAGCGUGUUUAGCAUCACGAGGUGGUAGGUCCCUUGCGUAUUGGUGCGGCUGGGAUGGCGAGAAGCAGGAGGAGCAGCACGAAGAGGAAACGGAGAGGUCAGCACAGGGGGCACGAAAGGAGGACUGGAGCGUCGUUCCUGAAAACGACAAUCCCAGAUAGCAUGCGGGGGAAAACAGAAAAGCUCACAGCAUCAUGGCGGCACACAUCUGUCCAAGCACUUCAUGCCUGGGGAUGCUGUCGUCCGGUGCUCUACAAGAGCAAGGGACUCGGGAAACUGCUACUCUGACCUUCCAGGCGACAGCACGAAGUCUGCCGAGAAGGCAACCGAGCACAACGAUCAUCGUCUUGUGCAGAGGCGCUUACUUCGGAGGCGAGGGCAGCGAAUGCGCGCCUGCUUUCCGCCUUUCACCCCUUGCCAACGCUCUCGCCACUCUCUGGUGACCGACGGUGUGACGCCCCGCUAGGCACAAGGAGCCGAUCGAAAACUAAAGCGGCGCGCCCUCCGGCACCGGGGAAAACAGCACAAAACCACGCACCCCCGCGGCUCGGAAUGCCCAGCCGCGGGGGCGGGGAAAACCAGACGCCGACGCCCGAACUCGCAACCUGGCAUGCCCUAGACAAGAGGACAAAGCACAGCUGCACAAACAUACGCCGCCGCAGGUCCGCGCGGAGCUCCCGGAUCGGCGCCGGGCGCCGCCACCGGGCGCGCUCCGCGCGUCAGGCAGGGGGGUCCAGCGCCUCCGCGAGGACCUCUUGUGCAGCCCCUUCUUCUUCGACUACAGUCGGGGCGUUGACCUAAGGAACCCUAAAUAAGGAACGAGGCCCCUAUUUUCCAUAAGUAAAAAGUUCGAUUUCGCAUCGAAAGCCUGAGGAAAAUCUAAGGCAAGCUGCGAAGCAAUGAAGGAACACGGAGCCCCUCCCCAACGAAAAGGGUUCCUUCUUCAGGGCGCCGACUGUAUGCAGCCCCUUCUUCUUCGACUAAAAGGGUCACUGCCGCACAAGCCCGCGAGCGAGCUCCUGGGCACUGGGGCAUCGCGCAGGGCGCCAUGCACGGCUGGCAACAUUCCUGGCCGACGUCGCCACCGGCGUCACGACUCCGCGUACAGCUCCAGCCGAGCUCGCACGUCGGGCUCCGUCCACGCUGGCGUGCUGAACACGGGCAGCAGAGAAUGGCCGGCUGAACAGGGAGAGGUAGCGCUGGAGCCCUUCGCCGCUGCCUUUGGUGACUUCGAGUGCUCGCUCUGGCCCCAACUGGCGAGACUUGGGCGUGCUGAAGUGCGUCUGGAUUGGCAGGGGGCGUCGCCGAAUGUGCACUUCAUCAGCGGCAGGUGACUUCGGAGCCGGCAUGCCCGCACUGAGCGUGGGCAUUUACUGAGCUAGCUGGAGGGGAAUUCCCCGAGCUUGUGGCACGCGCGUCCUUAAAGAUGCCGUCCUUCAGAUGUACACCCAUCAAUACUGCGCAUGGAACUCCAAGGACAUGGGUGAGAGUUGCUGGAAGCAGAAGUUGGCUUGUCUGAGGGGACCAAGCCAAGUCUACGGGUUCGACUGCAGGUCCCUGUGGGGGCAGGUCGGCGUCCACAAGGGAAGCCGUUCCAACCGAAGUGUCCCAACCUGUUGGUGCCUGGCAGGAUGCGCAGCAUGGCCCACGAGGGCUGGAGUACCAUGUGGAACCUGCUCUACAACAGGAACAUACCGUAGACGGAUCUAUCCUUUCUCCGACCUUGCACCGCGCCGAACGCAACGGCCAUGUUGUCCAUAGACCUAUUCGCCCCGAAAGUGUCCAUGGACGUCAAGCACCCAUCGUGUCCAUAGACGGUUAUGGCUAAGACGUGAGAGCGGUAUUUGGCAUCGGCCUCGGAUGUUGGCUUUCUAGAAGGAGGUCGGCUUGGCCCUCCUGACGUCGUUCCACCCGAAAUGUCCGAAUCUGUUGGUGCCCAGCAGGAUGCGCAGCGUGGCCCACGAGGGGAAGCCCUCGGGAGGAGGACACACGUGGCAACCCUCACGCGCAUCACCCGUGAAGGGGGUCACCUGCACCAUUCGUCGGCCCCGGCUGCGGCUCUUCUUGCGCGGGCAACCCUGACCCGCAUUGCCUUAGUCGGGCCCCCUCGGCGCACAUCGCGCUCGUCGGCCCCAUGUGCGAUCCGACAACGCAGUGUCAGCGUGAUCGCCCCCCGCCCGGCCCACAAAACCACCCGAGCUCCGCCGCUCUUCAGUGCGCGAGGCCCGCAGCGCUGGCUAUACGCUCGCCGCCUGGCUGCCUCCACUCUCCUGGCCGUGCGGGGCCCUCCGGGAACACUCCCACAGGUAACGCCUCGGGAGCGACGAAGCGACAGCCACAGCCGCUGGCACCAGCAAGGCACCGCGCCCACCCGCAACGCACGCGAGGCGAGGUGGCAGCUGCACCGCCAGCGGGACAGAGCUCAUGAGCUGGCAUUUGCCACCCGAGUUUCCGUUUUCGGAUGUGCAGAAUCCUCCGCGGACCCUCCCGCAGUGGGGCCU
This is a messenger RNA of Prorocentrum cordatum, 3129 nucleotides long. Lineage: Eukaryota; Dinophyceae; Prorocentrales; Prorocentraceae. The record is from the annotation of a GenBank genome assembly.